UAACGGAGAGACGACGCGCCGGAAAAACUACAGCAGCACUGCGAGCAGCGAGCAGCGGGGUAAACAUCACUCGAGAGCCGGUGUUCGCGCUCUCUCGUCCCAUCUCAGACCGGGGCUGCAGCGGGCCCCUGCGGCGGGACCUCCGGAGUCACAGGAGCCCUGCGAGCAGCAGCUUGUGCGCGCGCCGUGAGCGUUUUGGCCUGGUGAACUCGGCUCCCUACCGACGGGCCCAGCUAGCGCUUAGCCUGGAGCUCACUUUUCUCUAGCAGCAGCAAAACAAGGAAUGAGUGAUGACCUCUGUGGUGGUGUCCGACGGUGGAGGGAACAUCGUGGAGUAUGUCACUGUGGUGGAGGAGGCCCAGCAGCAGGCCGCUGAGGAGGAGGAGGACGACGAGGAGGUGAUCCAGCAGGAGGUGGAGACGGUGAUCGUGGGGGAAGACGUGGAGGAGGAGGAGGGCGGCGUGGUGCUGCAGGAGGAGGAGGAGGAGGAGGGCUGCCCGGCCGUCAUCGUGGAGGAGGUGCCCAGCGCCCAGGUGGAGGAGUGUUACUCCGCCCAGGUGCUGGUCUACGACGACGGGACCUACCUGAUGCAGGAUGUGGCCGAGGAGCAGGAGGUGGUCACAGAGGUGGCCGAGACAGUUGAGAUGUCCAGUCAUGACAUGGUGUGUUUCGACAAGACGUUUGAAGCUGCUGAAGCUCUCCUCCACAUGGAGUCUCCUGGAGGGCUGCACAACGAGCGCAGCACAGCAGACGACGUGAUGAUGGAGACGGUGGUGGAGGUGUCCACCGAGUGCGGCCCCAUAGAGGAGGAGUCCUUCCCCAUCCCUCCGGAGUGUGAGCCUGCCGCCAAGAAGAAGAGAGGAGGGGGGCGGAAACCCAAAACACACCAGCCUGCUUCAAACGGUUCCUUCGACCUGGGCAUCAAGAAGCGAUCGAAAGAGGGAAAAGGUAACACCACCUACCUGUGGGAGUUCCUGCUGGAGCUGCUGCAGGACAAGAACACCUGUCCCAGGUACAUCAAGUGGAUGCAGCGCGACAAGGGCAUCUUCAAGCUGGUGGACUCCAAGGCCGUGUCCAAGCUGUGGGGCAAGCACAAGAACAAGCCUGACAUGAACUACGAGACCAUGGGCCGGGCGCUGAGGUAUUACUACCAGCGCGGCAUCCUGGCCAAAGUGGAGGGUCAGCGGCUGGCCUACCAGUUCAAAGAGAUGCCCAAAAACAUCCGGGUGAUCGAGGACGACGAGGGCGAGGACGCGGACGACGGCGAGGCCUUAGUGUCCCCCCAGUACCUGGCUCACCAGCAGGGCCCCGCCAGCCUGGGCGCCACCUCCCCCGCCGCCUCCCAGCCGCCGCAGACCUACGUGACCGUCAUCCCCAGCAGCGCCGCCAGCAGGCCCAUCCGAGCCAUGCCGGUGGUCAUGGCCAACUCCCUGGGCCAGGUGACGUUAAACUCCUCCCCCAUCCUCACCGCCGCCGCCGGGGUCCCCGUGACGGUGGCCAACGCCUCGGGCGGCGCCGCCCCCAAGCUGGUGAUCCAGGCGCUGCCCGCCAUGCUGCCGGCCGGCUCCAAGGCGGGCGAGAAGAUCACCAUCAUCACCAUCCCGGCCAACCAGCUGGCCACGCUCAUGCAGGCCGGCCCGGGAGGCCCGGUCACGCAGCUCAUCCAGGCCAAGCCGCUGACCGCCACGCAGCUCACGCCGGCCGCCAUCAAGACGGCCGCCGCCGUGCAGCUGGGCGCCGGCCGCCCGGCGCCGCAGCUCAUCCUGGCCAAGCCGGCGGCGGCGGUGGCUCAGCCGCUGCCGCAGCUCCCCGUCCAGCCCAAAGCCCCCGGCGCCCGGCCCCACGCCGCACAGUCGGAGGCUCCGCCCCCCUCCAGCCCGCCAGCAGCAGAAACCCCGUCGUCCUGAGAGCCCCGCUCCCACCGGGGCCCGGGGCGGGGGGGCCACGGGAAGUGACUGGACACUGCCCCCUCGCCUCGCCGCGGCGCCGUGUGACGGCAGCGGCGGGGGCCGGGAGCGGCCCCUCCCCCGCCGGCCUGCUGCGGACUGACACGCACGGCGCCGCAGACUGUACAGGAAGCCUUUUGUAAGACGAGCAGACUGUAAACAGACGUGUACAAAGCUUUUUGAUACGGGGGGUCAGGCCACAUGUAGUCUCUGUCUUCACACUCACCGCCACUCUUCUCUCCUUUUGUUACUCGCUCCUCCAGCGGGGGGCCGACACGUCUGCCGCAGGAGACGCCCAGCUCCACUUUUGAAGUAUAAUAUCCUAUUUUUUCUUGUACUAUCCGUGUAUUGAAGUAGAUUUUAAUGAAAUGUGUAUUAUAAAAAAAGACGUCAAUCAAACCUGUCUGA
Salarias fasciatus (jewelled blenny) is the source of this 2354-nucleotide messenger RNA. RefSeq names its product ETS-related transcription factor Elf-2-like. Bases 291 to 1907 code for a protein of 538 amino acids. Gene Ontology annotation, biological process: regulation of transcription by RNA polymerase II; cell differentiation. The record is from RefSeq and is a predicted model, not a curated record. The transcript has 9 exons. Gene Ontology annotation, molecular function: DNA-binding transcription factor activity, RNA polymerase II-specific; sequence-specific DNA binding. Gene Ontology annotation, cellular component: nucleus. NCBI's taxonomy places the organism in Eukaryota, Metazoa, Chordata, Actinopteri, Blenniiformes, Blenniidae.